UUAUCAACAGUGCGGCUGAUCUUCAUCCGGAACGCACGUCUCGGCUUCUGAUUUUGUGAAUAGACUAGUCAUUUUGUUAUAUGCCUGGAUUUUGUGAUAUUUUAGUGUUAAAGAAGUCGUUUUGUUGAAAACUGUGCUCAAUAUAGUAAAAAAUUACGAAUUUUUUGGAAUGUGUUUGUAACAUUGUGGUAUAAUACUCAAAAUAAAAUCUUAGUCAUUAACUUAAAGUUAGUCAUUUAGUGAAUUGCCUGGAAUAAGAUAAUGAAGUGAUUAAUUUGCGAAUAUUUAGGUUUGUAUUACGUCUGUGAAACUGAUAAGCCAGUGCCAAAGUGUAUCUGACGGCGUAUGGAUAUUGUUGUUGAAUAUUUAUUGUUAAUUUCAAUAAUAUUUAUUAUGAAAUAUGGUGGCAAUGGUUGAAGUCGGCAGACCCAACGAGUACUUCUUAUCGUUUUUGCCUACUGUGAACUCUCCGCCCGUGCCGCACCGAGACCUGAGCGCCGCACCCAACACCUACCGUCCCUACCACGACGAGUAUGCCGCCGUCCAACGCCAGCCAAGGCCAGAAGAAGUCAAGAAGGACAAGAAAUGGUCCAUCGGCAAACUCUUCAGACGAAAGAAGAAGGAGGAGGAAAGCGAAUCGUCCUCCAGCGAUGACGUGAGCGGUUCCCCCUCCAAAAAAAAGGGCAAGAAGAAGAAAAGAGCGCCAUUAGUCAAUAAUUUCGACCAUAUCGUUAUAAGAGACACCAGGAGAGCCCAGAGUUUGGCUAAGCCGAGUAUCCAUCAGGAGUAUUUUAAAGAUGAUGGCGUUCUGUCGGACCCGUCGGCAGAGUUCUUACAUAAGAAGAAGAUUCAGGAGCCAUACGAAUCGAAGGAGUAUCUUGAUUUGAGGCCCGAUACGAGAGUAUCGACGACGGUACUAGAAACGCCCGGGAAGAAGAAGAGAAAAAGCAGACUAAAAGCGAGAGUGGAAGCGCUCCGUAACAGCAUCCGGGGGGAAUCCAGCAGCGACGAGGAGUCGUUAAAGUCAUCAAACUCCUCCUCCAUCGUAAGAUUUAGAAGCGAGGACUCUUUGAUGAGAUCACGAGAUAGCUCGCUCAAUAAAAGAUCGCGAAGCGCUCGAAACGAGAGAUAUAUCAAGAGACUAUCUCGAGACGAAGAGAACCAACUGAAUAAAGAAGCAGAGCUCCUGCACCAAGGCUAUACUAAAGCGGAAGUUGAAUUGUUAACGCGCACGCCGACGAGUCAGAGCAGCGGCUACGGCACCUGCAAGCGCGACCCUCACAACAAUAUCAAGCCGGAGCUAAAUCCGAACGAUUUCAAAAAGGGCACCCUGAAAUCUGACUCUAUAUCGUCAUUCCCAUCAAAUCAAAGUUACCUCUCAUCUAUUAACUUUAACGCUAAAGUUAACAAUGAUCACAUUAACUAUUCCAUCCAAUGCGCUAGUAACAAUUCAAACAGAGAAUCGCUUUAUGCUAACACGCAGAGGGAAGGAAGCUUAUCUAACCAGUACGAGAAUCCGGAGAGUGUCAUAUGCGUUAAGUUUCCUUUGGGAAGUGUACCAGUAAAAAAGGAGGAGAGAUCUCCCCCUGUGCCGCCUCCUAGAGACAUGCAACGUAAAGUUGUAACGCCUCUGUCUAUGUAUUACGACAACAACUCUGAUAGAACAAACAACAGUCAUAAUUUUGUACACGGAGUACCCAAUAAUGAUUUCGAAAGAAUCAUGAGACGGAGCCAAGAAAGGAGCUACGGAACGAGUGGGCUGCGCCGGCCGAUUUCUAACUCAGAAGAUCACAUAGCAAUGCAAAACAAUGAAUUCAUGCAACACUAUUUACAAACCAACGAGCAGCCCAGAAGACCGGCUUCUGUUUCGGCGGAGCCAAAUCACUAUGGAAUAUUUUCCAACUCCAACACUCCUCCUUGGAGAAGAAGGGUAGAGCAGCCCAGUGCUAGGUUAGAGCCAUCAGCCGUCCAAACAAAACAAGACUAUCUCUACUACGCAGAUCAAAGUCCAAGAUCACGUCGCCCUAUCAGCAUUAAAAAUGGCCUCCAGCAAAAUCAGUAUUUAAGUGACUCGCAGGCAUCAUUUAAUGUCCCCGAAUCAGUGUAUAAGAAACCUCGAAAUGCUUCGGACUUUUGGAGAAAAAUCGACGAUGCUGAGAGAUUGCGUCAACAGCAGGGAGUCUUUGCAAAUACUCGUAGUAAUAGUGAUAAUACUCAUAAUGACGUUAUGUACCGAUCUUUUUCUGAACGAUCUAAACCUACGAAUAAGCUCCAUCAAACUAGAGCAGUGAGUGUUGAUAGCUGUAAUAGAAAUAAAUCAUAUGAUUUGAUGGAUGGUGCCAAAAUAUGGAAAGCCACUACUGAAUAUAAGCAAUCAGAACCCAAAGACUCUGCUAAGUCAGAAGUAAAAUCGCCUACAAAAACACACGUCCGUCACAAAUCAGAUACCUAUGGGACUGGAAACGGUCAAAUAAUAUCUGACGAGGAGAAAAAUUCAGAGAGGCGAAAGUCUACAAACCUUGAUGAUGCUCUCAACGAAUUAGAAGCUAUAUACAAUAGCUUAGGUUUAGGCGACGAAGACCUAUUAGACAGGGCAGAAAGGAGGGAAUUGAUGACACCCAAAUUUAAUGAACAUUACAAUGAUUGGAAUGGAAAUGAUGACAACAUAUCAUUACGAAGUCAGCCAACGACGCCGUUACGCCGAAUACCCAGACGAUCAACUUUACCCGACAAGUUGCAAGAUGAUAUGGCAUUCCGAAGAAUGAAUUCUUUUAAUAAUAAAGAUAAACCUAACCCUAAGGAAGUUCAGUCACAAAUUAGCUACAUGCUUGCCUCACCGGUGUAUGUACCGUAUGCGUCAGAUGACGAUAAAUGUUCGGAACGUAAUGAACCUGAUAUUGUUCAUGAUGACGUAGUAUAUAGAAAUAUAAAGCAGACCAACAACCGCCUUAAAACUAUAGAUCCUCAACCACCAUUUGGUAUUCCUGUUGGACCAAUAUCUCCAGCGCCACAGAGUGACUAUUUACAUGCGAUUCCAGAAAACAAAGGCAGACCACGCUUUGUUCCAAAACGAUCACCAGACCUUGUAGCUGACGAUUUAGCGUACAGAAGUUUGAGAAAAGAUAAUAGAAAUUCAUCUCUCUUUAACAACGAUGAUUAUGGAGGCCUAAUAAAUAACAACCCAAAUAGUGAAUACCCGUAUAACAAAGACGUUUCUAAUAUAAAGAAGAAGCGCGCAGUCAGAUCCUUAUCAGCUAACAUUUUCACUAUGAUCCAAAAGGAAAUAGAUGACGCUCUAAAAAUGACGAAGGCACCGACACUGCAAAAAACAAACAGUAACAGUGACGUCAUGAGACGCCUCCGAGAAACGUUUGAGAAUAAUGACAAUAACUCACGGGACCAUUAUCCUCGUAAUAAGGUAAAACAACGCCACAAUACCGUUAACUUGUUUGUUAAUAACCCACCCACACCAUCUCAUACUUUCACACGGGAUGAUUCAUUUAUCCAUGCAGAUGAUACAUGUCUUGCUAAGUCAUCAUCAUGUGAUAAGUCCAAAAAUUCAUCUCCAUUAAACAAAUCACCUCAAACCUCCAAGCGCUCAUCGAAAGACGAAUUCCAACAUGUACUCAGCAUGUUGGCACAAGAAGCCAUGGAUACUAGCAACAAAUUGGGGGUAGCUUUGGCUGAAUUAGACAAAAAUCGAAACAAAAAUGAAACAGCUAAUAUUCAAAGUCGGAUAUCUAGUAGUCGACAAGAUUUCUUGAAUGGACUGACAGAAAAGAGCUAUAAUAAUAAUUCAUCAGCCGUGAUGAACGUUAACGACUACUCCAAAGUAAAAGAACCACAACCAGUAUUAGAUAAUGCGGAAAACAAUAGUCGAGGUAAAAAUACUGAAGAUAGUUUAUUAGUUAUAUCAGAUCAAAUAAGUAAAGUAGAAGAACAAUUAAAAAGCAGUGUUGAAAGAGAUUCAGAGUCAAGGAAUAAAGAUAACCAUAAAAGUCCUGAUGAAGUAAAAUGGCCACCGUGCGUCAGUAAUAUAAAUGAUGCUUUUAGUGAGAGUAAGAAUAUUUCUAAUAUUGUUUCUAAGCCCUUAUAUGAAUCUAACCAAUCAAAUAACAUAUUUUAUGAGAAUACUAGUAAUGACAAAUCUGAAAUAUCAGUUCCGAAGACAAAAUCUACUAAUCCUUUCAUAAAUAACGACGAAGUAGUCAAAGAACUCAAUGAAAUAAAAGCUUUCAAAGAAUUAAAAGACGGAAUUAAAGACUUAAUUGCCGGUAUAUCUGAAGUCAACGACAAGUUGUUUGUUAAUAAAAAGACUACCAAAACAGAUGAUACAAUAAUUGAAAAUACGGUUUCUAAAGAUAAAACUGACGCAAAUAUAAAUGAAAAUAAAACACAAACAGAUGGCAAGAACAAUAGAACAUCAUUUACUCCUUCAAUAUACGAGAACGAUAAAAGAGACGAUGCUGAUACGGAAUACAACUCCUCUGAGGAGCUAGCGACAAUAUUUAAGUUUGACGUUCAACCUCCAGCAGUCGAGAAUGUAAAGGAGAAGCGCGAAGAUUUGAGUUCACCUAAGAUUGUGAAAACUAUGAACCAGCACCUGCGAAGGUUGUCGGUGGACGAAGGCACUUCUAGUCAAAGCCCCCCACCAACAAAUGUGGUACCAUGGAGAACAAAACCCCAAGGUAAAGGCAAUAAUGAGAAGCAACAGUGCGAUUGGCACUCGUCUGGCACGAUGAUGUUAGCUUGCUCGUACACCCUGAUGUUGUCACAGCACCUGGCAGACCUGGAUUGGCUGACGCUGCUUGGCCUCCUCCUAGCAAUUGUCACCAUCAUCGCUAUGCUUAUGAUAUAACAAUGUGUGAACAGUAAACGCCUCAGUAUAAAGAGCUCAUCGACCUACACCUUCUAGGUAUCAGCUACUUGUAUUUUCUAAGUCUAUUUAACUUUGUAUCGAAAUGUAAUUCUUCUUAAUUUAUGUAGAGGCUUCCAUAUGACAACGUUAUGUAUAUUUAAUGAUAUAUUAUGUUGUAAAUUAAAUAAAAUGUUUAAGUUA
Molecule: messenger RNA, 5059 nt
Organism: Aricia agestis (brown argus)
Lineage: Eukaryota; Metazoa; Arthropoda; Insecta; Lepidoptera; Lycaenidae
Product: homeobox protein 2-like
Exons: 4
Coding region: 401-4858 (1485 amino acids)
Source: RefSeq, a predicted model, not a curated record